Molecule: messenger RNA, 574 nt
Organism: Xylaria bambusicola
Lineage: Eukaryota; Fungi; Ascomycota; Sordariomycetes; Xylariales; Xylariaceae
Exons: 1
Coding region: 124-528 (134 amino acids)
Source: RefSeq, a predicted model, not a curated record
GUGGUGCAAUGGGGAUACUUGGGCUUCUUCUCCUUAUCGUUGACACAGAGCGUACAUCAAAUCAAUAUCGACAGUGGGAAGGGUAGAUACAAAAUAAGGUAGAAUGGCUGGCUGAAAGUUAUCAUGCAGAAGAGGAGAACUGGUUUUUGUUUGGCAAUCAAAGUCAAAACGAGUCACAGAGGCGGCAAAGCUGGCAGCGAUGGUUUGAAUGUCGGUGGUGGAAUACCUAGUGUGGUGUGGUGUUGUGUUGUUAUUCCCUUACUUAUUGCUGAGGUCUCGGUCUGCCACUCCACAAUGCCAUUAUCAAUUGUUUUCGAGCCAUGGACUUUGCUUGCUGCUGUUCUCCAAAACGUGGCUCCUUCGGCUGUGGCUUGGUCCCAUUGCCAUGCCAAAGGCCCAAAGCGUCGGCUGUGGCUCUGCCUGUGCAGGGCCUGGUCUUGUCUGGCUUUGGCUGGCCUUUCAAGCUGCCUGCCAGGUACACCCCGCUACAGCACGUCUCGCUCACUACCUAAGUACCCUAUUGCGUAAGUGCUGUAUCUGUAUCUAGUGUAGGUCUCUGGUGGGGGAAGCCCGC